Molecule: messenger RNA, 801 nt
Organism: Acanthosepion pharaonis
Lineage: Eukaryota; Metazoa; Mollusca; Cephalopoda; Sepiida; Sepiidae
Source: the annotation of a GenBank genome assembly
AUGCGCUUUAAGAGAUAUACACAGGUCCGCCAAGAACUGCGAUGUUCAGCGGGACUGAGACAGACUAUCUUUCGUUACUCUCAACUUCUUUCUUUCUUUUUCUUUGUGCUUUCUAAUCCACUUCUUUCUUUCUUUCUUUCUUUCUUUUUUUCUUUCUUUCUUUCUAUUAUUAGACUCUAUUCUUUCUUUCUUUCUCUCUAUUAUUGGACUAUACUUUCUUUCUUUCUUUCUUUCCCUUUAUUAUUGGACUCUAUACUUUCUUUCUUUCUUUCUCUCUAUUAUUGGACUCUAUUCUUUCUUUCAUUCUUUCUUUCUUUCUUUCUUUCUUUCUUUCUUUCUAUUAUUGGACUCUAUACUUUCUUUCUUUCUCUCUAUUAUUGGACUCUAUACUUUCUUUCUUUCUUUCUUUCUUUCUUUCCCUUUAUAAUUGGACUCUAUACUUUCUUUCUUUCUAUUAUUGGACUCUAUACUUUCUUUCUUGGUCUUUUUUUCUUUCUUUCUUUCUUUCUUUCUUUCUUUUCCUCUAUUAUUGGACUCUAUACUUUCUUUCUUUCUUUCUUUCAGAAUCUUUCUUUCUUUCUUUCUUUCUUUCUUUCUUUCUUUCUUUCUUUCUUUCUUUCAUUCUUUCUUUCUUUCUUUCUUUCUUUCUUUCUUAGUCGCCGGACAGCUCAUCCUUUCUUUGUGUACAAUCGUCACUCUCUUUUCCUUUGUAUUCGGUCUUCUUUCUUUCUUUCUUUCUUUCUUUCUUUCUUUCUUUCUUUCUUUCUUUCUUUCUUUCUUUCUUUCGUUCGUUCGUUCUAG